GUGAGUUCCUCAUAUCCGUGUGGAGAUUGCGAAGGCACGCCUUCUCCUCAUACAGGCUGUUCGCAUAGAAGACUCCACAAGCCACAAGGGUGGUGCAAAAAUAUACAGAACACUGCAAGGAGACCGGGCUUGGAUCAUCUGUUUACCGCAGUGUACACUAUGACGGAUGGUGACUAUGAUUAUCUGAUUAAGCUCCUGGCCCUUGGAGAUUCCGGUGUUGGGAAGACCACCUUCCUGUACAGAUAUACAGACAACAAGUUCAACCCCAAAUUCAUCACCACAGUUGGAAUAGACUUCCGGGAAAAGAGAGUGGUUUACAACAAUGCAGGUCCAGGUGGCACACAGGGCAAGACCUUUAAGGUGCAUUUACAGCUGUGGGACACAGCCGGACAGGAGAGGUUUCGGAGCCUCACUACAGCGUUCUUCAGAGAUGCAAUGGGUUUCCUUUUAAUGUUUGAUCUCACAAGUCAACAGAGUUUCCUGAACGUUCGGAAUUGGAUGAGUCAGCUUCAAGCAAAUGCUUACUGUGAGAAUCCCGAUAUUGUAUUAAUUGGCAACAAAGCGGACCUGUCAGAUCAGAGAGAGGUCAAUGAGAGGCAAGCAAAGGAACUUGCCGAUAAGUAUGGAAUCCCAUAUUUUGAAACAAGCGCAGCAACCGGACAGAAUGUGGAAAAAUCAGUAGACACUCUUCUGGACUUGAUAAUGAAACGCAUGGAGCAGUGUGUGGACAAGACCCAAGUACCAGAGGCAGCAAACGGAGGAAACUCUGGAAAAUUAGACGAAGCAAAAGUCGGAGAAAGAAAAUGCGCCUGUUAGAAGAAAAGAAGAAAUUUAAAGAAAAAAUAACUUGUCUGGACUGUGAGAAUCUUCUACGGCUAAUAUGAAAUGGCUGAGGAACCGCCAGGCUGCCCCCUAGUGGUCAGUGUCUACUCUGAAGCCAUUCAUAGCAUCAUACCAUUAACACAGUCUUCAAAGAAAAAAUAUAUAUAUGAAAAUCCCGUUGACAACCCUUCCCCACCUUUAGUUGUUACGGUAUCCGCCAUCAUCUCUUGUGAAGAAAGUGUUAAUCUUAUAUAUUUAUAUGCAUUCAAAAAAAUAUGUUUCUUACUGGGGAAAAAAAAAUGGUGACUGAGGUUAAAAUGGGAUAUUUUAUGUUGUUUUAAAUCAUUCGGUGUAGAUUAUAAAUUUGGAUUGGGUAUGCAAGCACGGCAAUCGAUUACACAACCUGGACUCUCCUCCCCAUGCUCCUCCCACUUCUGGAUUUCCCGAUGAUGUUUAUAUCCGGACGACAAGAGGUUCUAGCUGUCUACCAAACCUUUGUGAAUGAUUCCGACGUAUCUUCUCGUCUCAUGUUUUUUGCUUGGUGUGUACGUGUUGCUAUCGAUAAACCAAACCGUGUCGCAAUCAGGGAUUAUUCUCUGGCCCGUUUGUCACUGGGGUGCUAAAGAUUUGAUGUAUAUUUGGUUAGUCUAUAUGAUAGCCCUUGGUUCUUGUAAGUCAAGCUCAUAAAAGGGGUGGUGCUUAUCAGAAUGUGGGCAGGGCUUUUGUAUCUCAUAAAGGUCCUAUCAGUGGUGCCUAUUCAUCUCCUGGUUUUAUUUUCUUAUAGCAAAAAGUUCUUAAGUUGUCUAAUUCCUCUCAAGUUGGGUGAAAUUCAAAAUGGCCGCCAUUAUGGUUCCCUCUUUGUUUCCAGUCAUAUGAACCAAUACUUUAGACCAGUGUUCCUCAACUCCAGUCCACUGGGCCUACCUGGCAGUCAUGUUUUCAGAACUUACUUAGUAUUGAGCAGGUGAUAUAAUUAGUGUCCAAUGCAUUAGGAACUUAGUAUUGAGCAGGUGAUAUAAUUAGUGUCCAAUGCAUUAGGACUUACUACAGGUAUUCAUUUUGUGGGAUAUUCUCAAAUCAUGGUGGGCAGGUGGGCCCUGAAGAUUGGAGUUGAUGAACGCUGCUCUAGACCAGCGGUCCCCAACCGCCGGGCCGCGGCCCAGGACCGGGCCCUGGAAGAUUGUUUGCCGGGCCGCGGCAAUACAGAGGAGCAGAGACGCCAGGCGCAUGAGCGCCCGACGCACACAUCACACACGGCCCGCGGCGGUACAGCGGGAAGGAAGGAGAGCGUUCCUUCCAACUGUAAUGCCGGCCAGCCACUGCCACCAAUGAAAAUGCUUGAAAAGGGCUAGUGAGGCAGGGAUUGGUUAGGUCUCACUGCCCCACCAAUGGAAAUAAACAUGACGGCCCGAGGAGGGAGGGGGGUUGUCGGCAUCCAGUUUCAGCUAGUAUCUGAGGGAGUGAGCCGGGAGAAUGACCUGCAGUUCCUCUUCCAUGUCACCUUGAAAAUAUCAGCAGUGCAGCCGGGACCAGUGACCACUAGACCCUAGUCAGUUUUGUGCAGCCAAUUCAGCCUGAAAUAAAGGUAGGGAGAUAUCAAUGUAACAGUAAGGCCUAUUUCACACUGAUUCUGCAUUAUGGCGAGUCACAUUUAAAUAAUAAAUGUAAUCGUUAUAUAGUGUUAUAUAUUUUAAUAUGCACCUUGUGUUUUGUUAUGC
Molecule: messenger RNA, 2540 nt
Organism: Bufo bufo (common toad)
Lineage: Eukaryota; Metazoa; Chordata; Amphibia; Anura; Bufonidae
Gene: RAB27B
Product: RAB27B, member RAS oncogene family
Exons: 6
Coding region: 160-816 (218 amino acids)
Biological process (GO): positive regulation of exocytosis; melanosome transport
Cellular component (GO): melanosome; secretory granule
Molecular function (GO): GTPase activity; GTP binding
Source: RefSeq, a predicted model, not a curated record